ACUCCAUGCAGUGAAAGUUAUGAACUUUGAAGAGAUGUCUUCUAAAGAAACGGUGAGCGUUGUGGGAAGUGAGGAAGUGAGGGCAUUGGAAUAUGGCGACGUGGGUAUGACCAGUGAGUCGUCUGAUUCGGAGAAGACAGAGGAGGGGGUAGGGAGAAGUGAGAUGGUUGGGGUAGAGGGAGAUAGGGUACCCAUUACUGUAGUAGAAGUGGAGGGUAGGAAUGAGAGGUGUUAUGAUGUAGAUGCGGACAUUAUGUUUGAGGUGAAGCACUAUGAGUCUGAGCUCGAGACCAGGGAUAGCCUGAAUUAUAGUAUAGGGUUGACACAAUUAGCUCCCAAUGCUAUGAGGGGGGGUAGUAGAAAAGACAAGGGGUGGUAUUAUUUCACCCCUAAAGUAUCAAAUAAGGAGAGUAGGAGUUUAUUUACAAUGGGUCCUUCAUCCAUUAAAGGAUGGAAGGAGAAAUUUUUCUUUGUAGAUGACAUUGAGUGGGAAAGAGGGGAUGCCAAAGUAGAACUGUUGUCAUCUUGGAAGGCUAAGAAAGCCAACCAAAAUAAAUAUAGUUUAAAUGAGGAUGAGGAGGAAGAGGUGGAGAAGUUGGUGAGGGAGGGGGGUAAUUUAGUGAACAUAAUGUACCUCACCAUUGCGGAUUGUAUAGAGGCUGCUGAGCUUUGUGGGCCAAACGCUUUGAGUGAAGGUUUGUUUGUAUUUUGCAUUGUAGUGCUUGAUGUGGGACAGAAAGUUAAGUCAAGGAAGAAGUCAAAGACUUCAACCAAGAAGGCGAAUGAGGUGGAGGCUAGGAAGGAGUUAGUGCUUAGCACCUCAACUGGAGUUAAGGAGGAGGUUAGGGGGAGCGAGGUUCUACAGUUCAUACCUCGGCCCCCUCUUGUUGAGCUCGAUCCUGAGCUCAAGGAGUCUGAGGCUGAGGGGGCUGGGGUAAGGGCUCCUGGUAAAGGGAAAGGCCUCGUUCCCCAGUUGUCUUUUCAGAGCAGCCUCUUUGACGCGAAGAACUCAACAGGGGCAAGAAGGUUUAUCAAUGCAACCUUUCCCGAAGUGAACGCUCUGGCCCAAGAGUUUAUGGAGAGCGUGAAGGAUCGCUCCCUCUUGCAAAGGCAAUGUGAGCAGCUACAGAAGGAGAAGGAGGAGCUAGAGAAAAAGAACAAGGAUAUGCAAGAGGCACUGGAUGAGGUGGUACCAACAGUGAAGCAGCUUGAGGAGAAGAGGGAUUCUCUAAGUACCAAGCUCGUCUUUGAAGAGAAAAAGAGAAAGAUCUCUAAAAUCGAGCGCGAGGCUCAAGAGAAGGAAAUAAAAGCAAUGAAGGAAGUUGUGGUUGAGUUGAAGAAAAAUGUUCAGUUGCUGGUACACAACGGGAUGGAGGAGCAUAUCAGCAACUUCGUCAACUCCAGCUCGUUUGACAACAUUGUCAACCUCUACCGGCUGCCAACUGCUAUUCUCGCCUUCACCGAUUGCAGAAAGAAAGUGAAAGCUGAAUAUCCCGAAGUGAAUAUUACGAAGAUCACCUUCGGCAAACAAGAAGAGGAGGUGGAGGAAAACGGUGAAAGCAUGUCAGCAAACUUUCGUCCUCAAAUUAAACUGAGGUGGGAUCGUGAUGUACAAGGGCGCACCGUUUUUCCUCCGAACUUCGACUUCGAGUUUGUGGCAGUGGAGGAAGAAGAAGCAGAGGUAAAGGGAGCUGAAGUAGGAGCAAAGGUAAAAGGAACUGAAGUGGAUGAGAGUCAGCCACCUCUGCAAGUGGAGGUCCAUCCAGUUCCUUCUGAUGACGAGCAGCCACCUCUUCGAACCGAGCAGCAGCCACCUCAGCCACCUCCUCCAGCAAAAGAAUGAGGAAUUUUUGUUUUUUGAUAUUUUUGUUUUGAUAAUAUUGAAACAAUUUGAUAAUUUGAACAGUUUGUAAUUUUCAUUGUGAUUUUAAUGAAAAGUUUUGUUUUUG
Messenger RNA from Rubroshorea leprosula, 1949 nucleotides. NCBI's taxonomy places the organism in Eukaryota, Viridiplantae, Streptophyta, Magnoliopsida, Malvales, Dipterocarpaceae. The record is from the annotation of a GenBank genome assembly.